ACGAAUGUCAGUUAAUACUUGUUCGUUGUCUGUCCGUUGUGAAUUGUGAUUAUUUUCUGAAUUUGUAAAAAAUAUUAGCAAUGAAUGAUUUUGAUAUUUUGUAGCGAUUUUCUCUAAUUAUUUACAUAUUAGCUAAUGAGGAUAAUAUAAAAAACGUCAAAAAUGGCUAGAGAUUACGAUCACUUAUUUAAAUUGCUCAUAAUUGGUGAUAGUGGUGUUGGAAAAAGUUCGCUCUUAUUGAGAUUUGCGGACAAUACUUUUACUGGAAACUAUAUAACUACAAUAGGCGUCGAUUUUAAAAUCAAAACCAUUAAUAUAGAUGGUCAAAAGGUAAAAUUGCAAAUUUGGGAUACUGCAGGUCAAGAAAGGUUCAGGACCAUCACAAGCACAUAUUAUAGAGGAACUCAUGGUGUAAUAGUUGUAUAUGAUGUUACUAAUGGAGAAUCAUUUGCAAAUGUUAAGAGGUGGUUGCAUGAGAUUGAACAGAAUUGCGAUGUAGUUAAUAGAGUUUUAGUUGGUAAUAAAAAUGACACACCUGAAAGAAAAGUAGUACUAACUGAAGAUGCUCAGAGAUUUGCAGAUACUAUGAAUAUUCAAUUAUUUGAAACCUCAGCCAAAGACAAUAUGAAUGUGGAAGAGAUGUUUCUUGCCAUUACUCGUUUAGUACUGAGGUCCAAGAGGGAAAUGAGGGAAAGGCAGAAUUUCACUCAAGGUGAUACUGUUAAUUUACGCAAAAGCAACAAACAAGGGAAAAAAAAGUGUUGUUGAAACAGUGUUCAAUAGAGUCAAGCCAAAAUAUUUUUGUGAAUGUGGAUUAUUUUGUGAUUGCAUGAAACAAAAGAAGUGUUUUCUUCAAAAGUUAUUGGACAAAUCUCAUUGAAUAUUUGAGGAUCUCAAUUUUAGAGUGAAACAUUCAAAAGUUAAGGUAAAAUUCUUUUGAUAAUUAUUUACUUCGUUGCCUCAUGAAAUUUUUAUAAUGUAACUAAAACUUCAAGACUUUUAUCUCAGACAAAAUUACUUUAUAUAAUUUGCAACAAUGUAUUCAUAAAAAUAUAAUUUAUCAAUAUCGAAAUCUGGAAACCAAGAAUUCAAUUUCAUUUUUUUUUAUUUGAAAAUGAUAUUAUAGGGAGUAUUUAAGUUUUUUAUGCCACUCUCAUGAAACUUUUAAAAAGUAAUUCUUCAAAAUUGAAGAUAUUAUUCAAACUUCGUUGAAAUUAAAUAUUUAAAUUUUUUUUUCAAUUCAAUUAAAAUAGUUUUCUCAAAAGAAAUAUUCCAAUAUUUUAAGAAAUCCAGUUCCUCUUAUGUGUAUUUUAUUUAUUUCAAAUAACUUGGUGUUUGUAAAUUUUUACUAAUACCUGUUCAAAAGAUUACCGAUAUUUAAGGCAUUUAGCAAAUUAAUUCUAAAAUUUGCCUAUUUUUUUUUAGAGUAGAAAUAAUAUUUUGUAUACUCUGUAUAUAUGUAUUAUAUUAGUGAAAUAAGAAAAUAGACCUAAAAGACCUGAAGAUCACAUUAAAACUCCUUCAACUAAUUGAAGAAAUGUUAUGGUUUUUCCACUAAUAGUUGCAAAAAUGAAAAUAUUGUCAGUAAUUUUUAUUUUAAUUUUUUACUCUUUAAUGAAGUAUUAUAACUUAUAUUUUAUAUAUUUUAAAAAGAGUUUGUUUUGUUUAUUCCAAAUUUCAAUCUUAUCCUCAGAAGGUUAUAAAAUAAAAGAUCAUUUGAAGAAAUUCAGUCAGUAAACAAAUUUGAGAAAUUUAUGCAAUGUUAUGAUUUUUUUCUGAAAGAUUAUCCCUCAUUGAAUAUAUUUUCGUAACAUAUUUUUUUAUUUUAUGUUAGUUAACGGAAUUGUUUGAAAUCAUUUUAUGAAUAUUGUUUACCCAAUAGUUGAAUUUAUUAUAAUAAUAUCAAUUUAUAA
Molecule: messenger RNA, 1913 nt
Organism: Harmonia axyridis
Lineage: Eukaryota; Metazoa; Arthropoda; Insecta; Coleoptera; Coccinellidae
Gene: Rab35
Product: ras-related protein Rab-35
Exons: 4
Coding region: 163-768 (201 amino acids)
Biological process (GO): endocytic recycling
Cellular component (GO): endosome membrane; plasma membrane
Molecular function (GO): GTP binding; GTPase activity
Source: RefSeq, a predicted model, not a curated record